AUGGAGUCCUCACGCGGUCCACCACGAGUCAAAAACAAAGCCGCCGCGCCGGUGCAGAUCUCGGCCGAGCAGCUGCUUCGAGAAGCCGUCGACCGCCAGGAGACGGCCAUCCAGAAACCGACGCAACGCUUCGAAGAUCUCGAGGAGCUCAAGGAGUACCAAGGCCGCAAGCGCCGCGAGUUUGAGGACUACAUCCGCCGCAACCGUGUCCGCCUCGCCAACUGGUUCCAGUACGCACAGUGGGAGCUCGAGCAGAAGGAGUUUGCCCGCGCCCGCUCCGUUUUUGAGCGAGCCCUUGACGUACACCCUAACAAUACUCAACUCUGGAUCCGCUACGUCGAGGCCGAGAUCAAGAACCGCAACAUCAACCAUGCGCGCAACCUGCUCGACCGUGCCGUCGCGCGGCUGCCGCGCGUGCCGAAACUAUGGUACAAGUACCUCUGGGUCAUGGAGAUGCUGGGCGACAUCCCCGGCACGCGGCAAGUGUUCGACCGGUGGAUGAAGUGGGAGCCCGAUGAGGACGCCUGGAACGCCUACAUCAAGCUGGAGAAGCGGUACGGCGAGUUCGAACGAGCAAGGCAGAUCUUUCACCUCUUCACGGCGGUGCAUCCCGAGCCUAGGACGUGGUUGAAGUGGGCCAAGUUUGAGGAGGAGUACGGGACCAGUGACAUGGUCCGCGAGGUGUUCCAGACGGCGAUUCAAACUAUUGCCGAAACAUUGGGUGACGACGAGGUGGACGAGCGGCUGUUUAUUGCAUUCGCUAGGUUCGAGGCACGGCAGAAGGAGUACGAGCGUGCGCGCGCCAUCUACAAGUUCGGCCUCGACAACCUUCCCCGGUCCCGGUCGAUGACGCUUCACACGCAGUACACCACCUUCGAGAAGCAGUUUGGCGAUAGGGAAGGGGUGGAGGAUGUGGUGCUGACCAAGAGAAGGAGGUUGUACGAGGAACAGGUGAAGGAGAACCCCAAGAACUACGACGUAUGGUUCGACUUCGCCCGGCUGGAAGAGAGCGGCGGUGACGCCGACCGCGUGCGGGAAGUCUACGAGCGGGCAAUUGCGCAGGUGCCCCCUACCCAGGAGAAGCGGCACUGGCGGAGAUACAUCUUCCUGUUCCUCUUCUACGCAAUAUGGGAGGAGCGGGAAGCCAAGAACGUCGAGCGCGCGCGGCAGAUCUACGACACGUGCCUGGGGCUAAUCCCACACAAGAAGUUUACCUUUGCCAAGCUGUGGGUCGCCAAGGCGCAUUUUGAGGUUCGCCAACGUCAGUUGACGCCCGCCCGCAAAGUCAUGGGCCGGGCCGUCGGCAUGUGCCCCAAGGACAAGUUGUUCAAGGAGUACAUAUCGCUGGAGCAGAGGCUAUACGAGUUUGAGCGGUGCCGGACGCUGUACGAGAAGCAUGCGCUUUACAACCCAUCCAACUGCCAGACCUGGAUCAAAUGGGCCGAGCUAGAGCGCGGCCUGGAUGACCUCGACCGCACCCGCGCCAUCUUCGAGCUCGCCAUCAGCCAGCCGGUCCUGGACAUGCCCGAGGUCGUAUGGAAGGCGUACAUCGAUUUCGAGGAAGAAGAGGGCGAGUACGAGCGGACGCGCGAGCUGUACGAGCGCUUGCUCGAGAAGGCCGACCACCCCAAGGUUUGGAUUAGCUACGCCCAGUUCGAGAUCAACAUCCCCGACGCGGACGAGGGCGGCGAAGCAGAGGAACAGGAAGGAGAAGAAGACGAAGACAAACCGGUCAGCGACGAAGCGAAGGCCCGCGCGCGCAAGGUCUUCGAGCGCGCCCACCAGAGCAUGAAAGACCGCGAGCUCAAGGCCGAGCGGGUGUCGCUGCUCGCAGCCUGGCAGGAAUUCGAAAAUGUGCAUGGGUCGCCCGAGGACAUCGAGAAGAUCCAGAAGCAGAUGCCGCGGCGCACCAAGAAGAAGCGCAAGCUCGACGAUGACACCUGGGAGGAGUAUGUCGACUACAUCUUCCCCGCCGACGACCAGCAGACCAAGAAUUUGUCCAAUUUGCUGGCUAUGGCCAACGCGUGGAAGCAGACGGGUGGGUCGAUAUCUGGUGGUGGGGGGGAGUAA
Molecule: messenger RNA, 2070 nt
Organism: Dichotomopilus funicola
Lineage: Eukaryota; Fungi; Ascomycota; Sordariomycetes; Sordariales; Chaetomiaceae
Product: Pre-mRNA-splicing factor clf-1
Exons: 2
Coding region: 1-2070 (689 amino acids)
Biological process (GO): mRNA splicing, via spliceosome; spliceosomal complex assembly
Cellular component (GO): U2-type catalytic step 2 spliceosome; post-mRNA release spliceosomal complex; Prp19 complex
Molecular function (GO): protein binding
Source: RefSeq, a predicted model, not a curated record